Dicentrarchus labrax (European seabass) is the source of this 1804-nucleotide messenger RNA. It is a transcript of the gene rusf1, whose product is annotated as RUS family member 1. Bases 183 to 1541 code for a protein of 452 amino acids. The record is from RefSeq and is a predicted model, not a curated record. Lineage: Eukaryota; Metazoa; Chordata; Actinopteri; Moronidae. The transcript has 13 exons.
GGGUGUAAACAAGGAAGUGCUGCAAAGAGAAACACGACAGGAGAGGACGACACGUCGGCUGUGCUCGUUUUAUGGUAUUCUGGGUAAAAUUGACUUUAAUUAAAUACUUUCCUCUGCAUUUCAGCCUGCAUUAUUAUUCCGUUUGUUAGUUUAGUGACCCCCCCCCCCUCCUGGUUGUAUAAAUGGAGGAAGAAAGAGGUCUGGUUGUGGCCACAGAGAGAUAUGGCAGUGCAGAGUCCUGGAAGUAUUUAGGCAAGGAUGGAGUGAUGGAGAGGAGAAGAGAUGGGAGUGAAGGUGAAUCGAGAGGAAACUCUAUUGUUGGAGUUUUUAAAAGUGUCUUUCUGCCUCAAGGCUACCCAGAGAGCGUCAGUAAGGACUACCUGCAGUACCAGUUUUGGGACACCUUGCAGGCUUUCUCCAGCUCUCUGUCAGGGACUUUAGCCACUCAGGCCUCUCUCAAAGGAGUCGGUGUCGGAAACCAAGAGGCGACAGUAGCAGCGGCCACAAUCACCUGGCUGCUAAGAGAUGGAACUGGCAUGCUGGGAAGAAUCCUGUUCGCUUGGCAGAAAGGGACUAAACUGGACUCUGAGGCCAAGAAAUGGAGACUUUUUGCUGAUGUUCUCAACGACACUGCCAUGUUCAUGGAAAUAUUAGCUCCAUACUUUCCUGCUUUCUUCACCCUGAUUGUGUGUACUGCGGGGAUAUUCAAGUCCAUUGUUGGAGUGGCAGGCGGCGCGACCAGAGCUGCUCUGACUGUUCAUCAGGCUCGCAGAGACAACAUGGCCGACAUCUCUGCCAAAGACGGGAGUCAGGAAACUUUAGUGAAUCUGGCGGGACUGCUGAUCAGUCUGGUACUCAUUCCCCUCGUCACUGAUAAUCCAGUACUGACUCUCAGCCUCUUCUUCCUCUUCACCAUCCUCCACCUCUUUGCCAACUACAAGGCUGUGCGUUCGGUUGUCAUGGAAACCUUCAACGAGGCGCGGCUUUCGAUCGUGCUGCAGCAGUACCUGGGAGACAGACGGAUCCUGAGUCCGCUAGAGGCCAAUCAGAGAGAACCGGUUUUCUUCGAGUUUAGAAAAACGGUGCCAAUCAGACUUGGAGUGAGGCUACAGGAGGUUGUACAAAGCCCAGAGGAACUUAAUUUGGCUUUGAAGAACAACAACAUGCCUUUCCUAUUAGGAGUACGAAAUGGCUGCGUAUGUGUUUGUUUGGGACCAGAAGCAUCAGUACAUGAUGAAAUCAGAGCAAUGUGCCAAGCUGUGUGGCUCAGCAGCAUGUUGACUCCAACUUCCAGUGAGCCUUUACCUCCAUUCAUUUCUUUACUUUACAUUAAUAGAGGUGCUUUGUCUGUUCUACGUGGUACACACUUUUAUUUUUAUUUUUUUAAAGGUCACUGGGAAAUGGUACAUGAGAGUCACAAAGUGAUGGACACAAUUUUCAAUCCAUUUCUCAAAGGCGUGGAAGCUGCAGGAUGGGACAUGAAACGAACUCUACUGGACUGGGAUGAGUGGAGGGUCGAGUGGAAAACAAAAAGCAGCUGAGCUGUCAUCUGCUGCCAUUUUGCAUCCUUUAUAUUUUUCAUAUUAAUUAAACGGUGACAUUUUUAAGUAUCCCUUGUUUGAUUCAUUCUGUGGUCAAAUCUCAGUGGGUUUGAUACAAGAUAAAAAUAAAAAAAAAAUCAAUAUUUGUACGGGAAUGUUUUUAUUUUUACAUGUAUAUUAAAUUUAGAGGCUCAGUGAGAAAAUAUUAAUUGAACUUUUUUUUGUUUUUGCAUUAAUAUGUAAAUAAAGAAUAUCUGACUCUU